This is a messenger RNA of Penicillium samsonianum, 3299 nucleotides long. Its product is annotated as putative protein kinase. The transcript has 3 exons. Gene Ontology annotation, cellular component: cyclin/CDK positive transcription elongation factor complex; nucleus. The record is from RefSeq and is a predicted model, not a curated record. Gene Ontology annotation, molecular function: cyclin binding; RNA polymerase II CTD heptapeptide repeat kinase activity; ATP binding. Bases 39 to 3299 code for a protein of 1086 amino acids. Lineage: Eukaryota; Fungi; Ascomycota; Eurotiomycetes; Eurotiales; Aspergillaceae. Gene Ontology annotation, biological process: positive regulation of transcription elongation by RNA polymerase II; protein phosphorylation; transcription elongation by RNA polymerase II.
UUCCCCUGAUUGAACCAGAUGCCGUUGGCGACGCUCACAUGGCUGGGUCCCGUACGAGUCCGGUGUUGAGAGACCAGUGGAGUGCUGACCCAGACCGUGAUCCCCGUGACAGGGAGAGACGGAGAGGUCGAGGGUCAGGCCGCGAUCGAGGGAGAAACAGAGGCCGUGACCGAGGCCGUCCAUAUCGGCCCAAUAACCGCAAUUUCGAUCGCCCCGGGCGGUCGCCACCACGCGCGUCCCGCUUUGGCCCUGACUCUUCUCACGACCUAGGUGAUUUCGCUCCGGAUCGAUCUCCUCGUCGAGGUUCUCCUCCACCUCCAAAAUUUCACAACAGCCGUCGACUAGAUUCAACCCAACCUGUGUCAUCAGCCGGUGACUGGACCGCCCACACUUCCGGACCUUUCGACAGAGAAGCCGCCCCCGGUCUUCGAAGAGACGAGUCAUCAACCGGACCUCCUCAGAAACGGCAAAGGACUCGAAGCCCCUCACCGCGUGGCGGCCGUGGCCCUCUCCCCCCACAGCGCCCAAAUUACUCCGAUAACUGGGAUAUCCGGGAUCGAAGUCCUUCAUUUAAGAAACGAGGUGGCCGCAACCAAGGCCGUGGUGCUCCGAGAAGAAGAUCACCACGUCGGGGCCGGGACCGUCGUGGAAAAGACCGUCGUCGUCCAGAAAUCCCACGUCCAGGAAGGUCUAGAUCACCAGUUCAUGAACGAGGGUUUCAUCAUUCGCCCGAUCGACGGUCUCGUACCCCCGGUGGUGACAAUUACAGCGACCACGGAUCUCACUAUCGGUCGAACUCACGGCACUCCGUACGGUCUGCAACCUCGAGAUAUUCUGAAUCUUCUCGUAGGUCAAGGCGUGAUUCGGCGAUGAACACAAACCGACCAAUCCAGUCUGUUGUGGACGAUACUGCUCAGUCUCCAUCUCCACCGCGCCCGAUUCCGAGUUUUAACUCCGAUAACUUCGGUCUUCCCGGAGAACAAACUACUAAGCCCCGAGAUGAGUUGCCAAUGCAUGCGAUGCGCUCUGAUGUGAAUAACCAGCCUCGCCGUCGGCCGUCUCGACCACAUCUUGAUACCCGGCCCCAUGGAAACCAUCAAAACGCAACAUCCACAGGCUCAUACCACGGUUCGCCGCAACCGCCUUCACCUUACUCCGCAGGACGAGGAGGAUGGUCUGGCCCGCCUCCGUAUUCUGGAACUGGCCAUGCCUCUCCUUACCGACAUGAUGACUAUUCAUCGCAAAAUGGAAACUAUUAUCAGAAUGAAGGUCAAUUUGACGGCCCUGGCAAUCAUCACCCUCAAUCUCCGUAUGGCGGACCUCCUCACCGAGGUGGCCACUCCGGUGGCGGCCAUCGAGGAAACUUUUCAAACCAGGGCCCCGAUCGGCGAUUUUCUGGCUCUGGUCCUCAUCCAUAUCACAAUGGACCCUCACAACGCGGCGCGAGGGGGCAUUUCAACAACUUGCAAUGGACUGCAUCGGGAUCACGAGCCCGUGGGGGACAACAUAGCCCUCACCCGGCACACAGUCAUGGGUCACAAACUCCCAACCGACCACAGUUUCACAAUGACCCGCAAUCUCCCCAACCUGGCGAAAGUGAUAAUCGUUCCCGGCCCUUCAAUAGGGAUGAAGAGGAGAACCAGACACAACCCCAAUCCGCUGGCGGAAUUCCUCCGUCCAUGCCACCCCCGACCCACGAAUCCACUGAAACGACGCCGGCAAACAAGGGCGGAAAAUUUAGCUUUGCUUUCAAGUCAAAGGCUGCACCUUCUCCCGCCCCAAAGCCAGUACCUGACCUGGCCCAGAGGAUGCAGGUCCGCGAGCCGGUUCCCCGUGCACCCGAGCCACCCCAACAACCUCGCAAUCGGUUUACCAAUGGGCCAUUGCCCAAAUUCAAACCAGAUCCAAGGGCUGAUCGCCGUGACCGGGACCGUGGACGAAAUCGGGAUCGAGACCGCAGAGAUUUCCGGGAGCCACGAGAAUUCCGUGAUCCACGGGAUCGCAGAGAUGAUCGCCGGUUCGAUCAACGUCGUGAUCGAAGACAAGGAGAACGGCCCCCAGACAGACCCUCGGACUGGCAAGAUCGCCGCCGUGACCCUUCUCCAGAGCCGCCGAGAGAGGCACCACCACCCAAGCAGAAGCGGAUUCUUACUCGCCCGAAACCACGCCCCACGCUUCCUGAGGAGUUCGCUAAUGCCGAAUCUGUGUACUACCGAAAGCCUGGCAAUGAGUCUGUGAUCGGCGCUGGAACAUAUGGAAAAGUGUUCAAAGGAAUCCACGUCUAUACCCAGCGUAAAGUUGCACUCAAGAAGAUCCGAAUGGAGGGCGAGAAGGAUGGGUUCCCUGUCACGGCUGUUCGAGAGAUCAAGCUGCUUCAGCAUCUCCGAAACCAUAAUGUCGUCAGCCUCUUGGAGGUCAUGGUUGAAAAGAACGAAUGUUUCAUGGUUUUUGAAUACCUCUCUCACGAUCUGACCGGUCUGAUCAAUCACCCCACUUUCUCUCUCACUCUCUCUCACAAGAAGGAUCUGGCGAAGCAAAUGUUCGAAGGUCUUAAUUACCUUCACCAUCGAGGGGUUCUACAUCGUGACAUCAAAGCAGCCAACAUAUUGAUCAGCAAUCGUGGAUUGUUAAAGUUUGCCGACUUUGGCCUGGCCCGAUUCUUCUCCAAAAGUCGUCAACUUGACUACACUAACCGAGUCAUCACCAUCUGGUACCGACCCCCGGAACUCCUCUUGGGUGAAACCCGAUAUGGCCCUGCUGUCGACGUGUGGAGCGCUGCGUGCGUCUGCAUGGAGAUGUUCACUAAAAAGGCUGUUUUCCCCGGUGAAGGUGGUGAAUUGAGUCAGAUGGACAAGAUAUACAAUGCUUUGGGUACUCCUACCAAGACUGAGUGGCCGGACCUUGUGGAGAUGCCCUGGUUCCACCUGAUGCGGCCAACUGAACGAAGGAAGCGUGUUUUCGAGGAUGUGUACCGUGAUGUGCUGACAAGCGGUGCGAUGGAUCUUAUCUCCUCGAUCUUCCGCUACGAUCCUUCACAGCGGCCGAGUGCCGAGGAUGUUCUUAAACAUCCAUACUUCGUAUCGGAGCAACCAACUCCUCACCCCCCGAUCGAAUUGGAACACGUUGAAGGUGAUUGGCACGAGUUUGAAUCCAAGGCGCUCCGUAAGGAAGCUCGGCGCGUCGAGUACCAGAACCAAAAGGACCGCGACAAGCGCAAGGCCGAUGCAUCGGUGCCCAGCAGCGAUCGGGAUUCCAAGCGAACCAAGCAAGAUUCAAGUGAUCGUGUCUCUGCUCAGUGA